AGCCGGUUAGUAAUGUACAGUGGAUAGAGCCUUUCUUUUAAAUCCCAGGGCAGCAGGUCCUUCAAGGCUAGCAUUGCAAUUUCAAUUAGCUCCUGAGUGAAAGCUUGGCAUGUGUAUUAGUGAGCAGGGACACAAUUAGCUUAUUCUUCCUUUCCGUGUUGUGUUGAGAGGAUCCAAAGGAUUGGUGGUGGAUCAGGCAAGCCAGGCAUCACUGCAUUUUGAAGAAGGGAGUUGCUCAGACUUCGACAUCUUCACUUGCUCACGCUGGAAUUACAGAGAUUUAUUACAAAGCACUGUGUGGCUUGGUGAAGGGUGCCUCGGGAGACACUCUGGAUAGCACUUGAGCUCUGUCUUUCUGAGUGCUUCACUGCUCUGUCUUAGUCUCAUCAUUAGCAUGGAGCCCAACAGCCCCAAAAAGAUACAAUUUGCUGUGCCUUUAUUCCAGAGUCAGAUCGCUCCAGAGGCAGCGGAGCAGAUCAGGAAAAGAAGACCAACACCAGCAUCCCUUGUGAUUCUCAAUGAGCAUAAUCCCCCAGAAAUUGAUGAGAAGAGGGUGACUAACACACCAGAAUCGCAGAAUGCAUCCCCUAAGCAAAGGAAGCAGAGUGUGUACACGCCACCGGCCAUAAAAGGAGCAAGCAACCAAGAAGAAAAGAAGAGAUGGGAAUAGUGAAAGGCAACUGGAUUAGGGGAAGAUGGAUCAGAAGAGAAAAGGGAUUGACUUGUGUGGCUACAACAGUCAACCGUACAAAACUAAGUCAUGACUCAGAGAUGUAUACACACAUACAGCAGCAUGUAAUGAUAUAAGUACUAUAACUGACUAUCUUGUCUUUGAAAACUCGAUCUUAGAAAAUGACUGUAAAUUAUCAUCUGUUUUUGUUUGUUUGCUUGGUUUUGUUCAUUUUUGGUUUCCUUUUGUUCUGUUUUGUUUAUUUGAAACUUCUUCCAGGAGAACUUUCCAGCCACAAGUCACUUACUGGAUAAUUUACUCUGCCUAACGUGUGAACUGUUGCUAUAAAGUAUGCAUACCAGGUUUUUUCUUUUACAGAGAUUUAUGUGAUGUGGUAUUAAAUUCUCUGGAAUAUGUCCACUGUGUUCUGGGGUAUUUUCAUUUUCUCCUCCAGGUGCAAAAACAAGUUGAUAACAACCAGAAGCUGGUUUGUCAGUACUGUACUCGGGCCUGAGCUUAGAAAAGUACAACACAAAUGUACAUGCCCCAGCACCCCCACCCCUCCUUUUGAACUCUUGACAGUGGACUGGACUGCCUUCUAAAGGGCUCUUGAAAUUUCAUACAUAAUGUGGACAUGCUUUCCAGAAAUGGUUUAUUAUUAUUUGUGCUGAGCUAUCUGUCAAGCUCCUUUCCAUGGUUUUAUUUCCCUCUAUAACUAGAAGGAAGAACUUGAAUUGAGAUAAAUUUUAACUGAAUUAUUUUAAGUUUUCUUCUUGUGAAACCUGAGUCCUGUAAUGGGGAGGCUUUCAAACACAUUUCCCUUGUUUCUGUUUCAAAUUCCACUGUGUUUAUUUAUCCUCUUGUUGCUUUUUCAAAUUCCAUUUGCCUUGAUUCAGUUGAGCUCCAGAGAUCUUUUAGAAGUUUACAUGAUUAAGUACUUGGGGUUAUAACAGUGAAAAAGUAUAGUAUCGUCCUUCUUGUAAAUAUAACUAGUAAACUGUGCUGGUUAAUGUUGACUUGAUUCCUUACAAUUAAUAAGGUGGAUUCACUUACAUUUCUUGGUUAUUAAUCCCAUUAAACAUGUAGAAAAGAUUCAGUUUAUAGAUAUGGGGACUUAACUCCACAGAAAAGAAGUGGCCUUGUGUGACCUUGUAACUUGACAAGCUUUUUAGCUUAUGAUCCAUGAGAGAAACCAUAAGAGUUGUAAACACAGAAAAGCUUACUUCCGUAGGAACCAUGCAUGACUCCCACGCUUCCUUCAAUGGGCUAGGGAACCACUCACAACAAAAUCUCUGGAGUUUAAGGCAUAAAACACAUGAUAGUUUCUGUCAUGUGGUUGGGUGGGAAGACCAAACUUAGCUUUCUUUGGCCUUGACUUAAACUAAGGUGAUUUAUGCAAAAUCCAACAAGUGAAACAACCUCUUGCAACAAGCUGGACAGUUAGUAGAUCUUCCUCCUCCUUUACCCCCUUGUCCUUCUCCUCUUCUUCCUUCUCUCCUUCUUAUCCACCUCCUCCUCCUCUUCCUCCUCCUCCUCUUCCUCUUCUUUUGGUUUUAAAGAAGGGGGUCUCACCAUGUAACCCUGGCUGGCCUGGAACUCACUACAUAGAAAAGGCUAGCCUUGAUUGUUGAGAUCUACCUGCCUCUCCAGUGGAAUGCUGAGAUCGGAGGAAAAUGCCACCACUCCUUGCUCAAUAUUUCAUUUAAAAAUACUUUCUAUUUUCAGAGGGAUGGAGAGAUGGGUAAAAGUACUUGCUCAGUGGGUAAGAGUACUUGCUCUGUAAGCAGGAGGACUUAAGUUCAAAUUCCAGAAUGCAAGUAAAUGUCAAGGAUGGCUGUAUGUAUCUACAACCCCAGCACUGGGGCAAAAGAAACACGUGGAUUCUUAAAGAUGGUUAGCCUUCCAGUAUAUGGUCGAGUGAAAGACUCAGUCUCAAGGUUGAAAGCAACAGAGAAAGACACCUGAGAUCUUAUUCUGCCUUAUGCAUGUGCACCCAUGGGCAUACAUCCUCACACAGAUACACACACACACACACACACACACACACACACACACACACAAAUGCUUAUGCCCCCCUCACCCACACAAAUUUCAAAGUUUUUUCUUAAAAAUAAACUUGACUAUCUUGAAAGGGGAGUGUUGUCAAGUUUGUGCCAAUAAGCAGUAAGAAUCACAAAGUAUAAAUUACAAAAUAAAUAUGAGGCUCAUCUUAAACACUUAUUACUACUUUACCCUUACUCUGCACAGAACUUGAGACAUGAUAAUUUUCUCUUACUGCUCCUAGACUCUUUCAAAAUACUGUAUUUCUCAAAAAGUACUGAAAGUAUGACUUUCUUUACUUGAAUCAAAGCAAAAAGACAAUGAGAACUUUAAUCACACAAAUAUCUGGCAGAUGGCUAAAGAGUCCUUCCAUCAUUUCAGGGAGUUGUCUUUUCUUUCUCUCUUUAUUGUUUCAAGAAACAUUGUUUAAGGCGUCACACAGAAAAGCAGGUUUCUCAUUUCAGUGGUCCUGCAGCAUGAGCUCUGUGGAUGGGAUUCCCUAAUCAUACUAAUUACGUUACCAUAUGUUGCUGUCUGCUUACUUCUUUUGCUCUAAUGAGACAUAGAUUUCUUAGUUUAGAUUUGUUACUUGGUUAUUGAAUUUUUUGAAACACUUAGGAGCCUCUUUAUUUGAUUUUGAGAAUAUUCUGUCUAAAAGCUUGGCAUGAAGGUCCAUGAGAUUAAAUACGAAUUGUCUGUCCUACUAAACAUCACAUUUGUAUGUCAGCUUAACCUUGCUUGUUGUAAUUAAAGUUUACAUUGGAAAUAGAUGAUAGCUAUAUUAAUUUUAAAAUGGUGUUUGUUGAAUGGACAGGAAAAAUUUUAAAAAUUAGACAUUGAUAUUAAAUUACCCCAAACUAUGUCUGUAUAAAUAAUUAACAUAAUAUUUCAAAGAAAAUAUAGUCAUCCAAGUCACUUUCUUUCUUUACAUAUUGUGAAAUUUAAGUGUGUGUCUAUUGAGAAAUAGGAAUAUGUCUAUGUAUUAGAUUCAUGCAUUUAAAUACACAUGUAAGUACAAGUUUUACAAUAGUAGAGUAAAAAUAAAACCUUUUUAAAGAAAGGAAACAAUCUGCUUUCUAUUAAAUAAAGAACAGUUCAUUAUUUA
Molecule: messenger RNA, 3815 nt
Organism: Grammomys surdaster
Lineage: Eukaryota; Metazoa; Chordata; Mammalia; Rodentia; Muridae
Gene: Ppp1r1c
Product: protein phosphatase 1 regulatory inhibitor subunit 1C
Exons: 5
Coding region: 395-670 (91 amino acids)
Biological process (GO): intracellular signal transduction
Cellular component (GO): cytoplasm
Molecular function (GO): protein phosphatase inhibitor activity
Source: RefSeq, a predicted model, not a curated record